Messenger RNA from Zootoca vivipara (common lizard), 5640 nucleotides. The record is from RefSeq and is a predicted model, not a curated record. NCBI's taxonomy places the organism in Eukaryota, Metazoa, Chordata, Lepidosauria, Squamata, Lacertidae.
CAAAAAACCCAAGAUCAUGGCCACUGGUCCCAUCACCUCCUGGCAAAUAGAAGGGGAAGAAAUGGAGGCAGUGAGAGAUUUUACCUUCUUGGGCUCCUUGAUCACUGCAGAUGGUGACAGCAGUCACGAAAUUAAAAGAUGCCUGCUUCUUGGGAGAAAAGCAAUGACAAACCUAGACAGCAUCUUAAAAAGCAGAGACAUCACCUUGCCUACAAAGGUCUGUAUAGUUAAAGCUAUGGUUUUCUCAGUAGUGAUGUAUGGAAGUGAGAGCUGGACCAUAAGAAGGCUGAUCGCUGAAGAAUUGAUGCUUUUGAAUUAUGGUGCUGGAGGAGACUCUUGAGAGUCCCAUGGACUGCAAGAAGAUCAAACCUAUCCAUUCUUAAGGAAAUCAGCCCUGAGUGCUCCCUGGAAGGACAGAUCGUGAAGCUGAGGCUCCAAUACUUUGGCCACCUCAUGAGAAGAGAAGAAUCCUUGGAAAAGACCCUGAUGUUGGGAAAGAUUGAGGGCACUAGGAGAAGGGGAUGACAGAGGACAAGAUGGUUGGACAGUGUUCUCGAAGCUACGAACAUGAGUCUGACCAAACUGUGGGAGGCAGUGCAAGACAGGAGUGCCUGGCGUGCUCUGGUCCAUGGGGUCAUGAAGAGUCGGACACGACUAAACAACAACAACAAAGAUACCCAGCUCCUUCAACUGUUCCUCAUAAGGCUUGGUUUCCAGACAACCUUGAUCAUCUUGGCUGCCCUCUUCACUCCUUCCAGCUGGUCAACAUCCUUCUUAAAUUGUUUUGCCCAGAAUUGGACCCACUAUUCCAGGGAAAGGAUCUGUUUCCAGAAAUGGGUCCUGAUUCCUCUGAGGCAGAGAGGACUUCACUGGACACCAGAGAGAGGCCGCUGGGUGAAAGAAGGAUGUCGGCAAGACCUCCUCAUCCAUCUCUUCAUCCUGGUGGAGGGGAAGCAGCGGCUGAGGAACCGGAUCAGGCUUCAGUUUCUUUUGAAGAUGUUGUGGUUCGUUUCAUGGCUGAGGAGUGGGCGUUGCUGGAUCCUGCCCAGAGAGCUCUGCAUCAGGAAGUCAUGGAGGAGACUUGUAGGACCAUGAUCUCUCUUGGUGAAAGAAGGAUGCCGGCAAGACCUCCUCAUCCAUCUCUUCAUCCUGGUGGAGGGGAAGCAGCGGCUGAGGAACCGGAUCAGGGUUCAGUUUCUUUUGAAGAUGUCGCUGUUUGUUUCACGGCUGAGGAGUGGGCGUUGCUGGAUCCUGCCCAGAGAGCUCUGCAUCAGGAAGUCAUGGAGGAAACUUGUAGGACCAUGAUCUCUCUUGGUGGUGGUGAAUUAGAAAUUAAGAACAAGGGACAACAUGAUAAAAUCCACACAGUGGAGAAGCCAUAUCAAGAUUUGGAGUGUGGAGAGAACUUCAGUCAGAGCUCCCUUGCCACUUCCCAUCAAAGAAAUCCUAUUGGGAAGAAACUCUAUCCGUGUUUGGAAUGUGGAAAGAGCUUCAGUCACAGCUCACAACUCAAAGACCAUAAAAAAUUUCAUACUGGGGGGAAGCCAUAUCAGUGUUUGGAAUGUGGAAAGUUCUUUGCUACAACCAUAUACCUCCGUCGACAUCAGAGGAUUCACAGUGGUGAGAAACCAUUUCAGUGCUUGGAAUGUGGGAAGUCUUUUACUAUAAGCAGAAACUUCCGUCGACAUCAGAAAAUUCACAGUGGGGAGAAACCAUUUCAGUGCUUGGAAUGUGGAAAGAGCUUCUAUCGCAACUCACAUCUCAAAGCCCAUCAAAGAAUUCAUACCAGGGAGAAAUCACAUCAGUGCUUGGAAUGUGAGAAGUUCUUUACUACAAGAAUGGACUUCCACAGACAUAAGAGAAUUCACAGUGAGGGGAAAACUUAUCAGUGCUUGGACUGUGGGAAGAGUUUCAGUCGGAAGAUUAGUCUUACUUUCCAUCUAAGAAUUCAUACAGGGGAGAAACCAUAUCAAUGCUUGGAGUGUGGAAAGAGCUUCUCCAGGAAGGACCAUCUCACUUCCCAUCAAAGAUAUCAUACAGGGGAGAAACCAUAUCAAUGCUUGGAGUGUGGAAAGAGCUUCUCCAGGAAGGACCAUCUCACUUCCCAUCAAAGAUAUCAUACAGGGGAGAAACCAUACCAGUGCUUGGAAUGUGAGAAGUUCUUUACUACAGGAACAGACUUACAUCGACAUAAGAGAAUUCACAGUGGGGAGAAACCAUAUCAAUGCUUGGAAUGUGGGAAGAGCUUCAGUGACAUCUCACAUCUCAAAGCCCAUCAAAGAAUUCAUGCGGGGGAGAGGCCCUAUCAAUGUCUGGAGUGUGGAAAGAGCUUCAGUGGGAGGAAUAAUCUUACUUCCCAUCAAAGAAUUCAUACCGGUGAGAAGCCCUAUCAUUGUCUGGAGUGUGGAAAGAGCUUCACUCGAAAUAAUAGUCUUACUUCCCAUCAAAGAAUUCAUACAGGGGAGAAACCAUAUCAGUGCUUGGAAUGUACAAAGUGCUUCCCUUCAGGGAAAAAGUUAUGGGCACAUAAGAGAAUUCACACUGCGGAGAAACCAUUUCAAUGCCAAGAGUGCGGAAAGAGCUUCACCUGGAAGGUUACUUUCACUUCCCAUCAAAGAAUCCAUACAGGGGAGAAACCAUUUCAGUGCUUGGAAUGUGGGAAGGGCUUCAGUCGGAAGAUUAGUCUUAUUUCCCAUCAAACAAUUCAUGCAGGGGAGAAGCCAUAUCAGUGCUUGGAAUGCACAAAGUGCUUUGCUUCAACAAAGAAGUUAUGGCAACAUAAGAAAAUUCACCUUGGGGAGAAACCAUUUCAAUGCCAAGAGUGCGGAAAGAGAUUCACCUUCAAGCAAAAUCUCACUUCCCAUCAAAGGAUUCACACAGGGGAGAAACCAUUUCAGUGCUUGGAAUGUGGUAGGAGCUUCAGUGAAAAGCGAAGACUCACUUCCCAUCAAAGAAUUCAUACAGGGGAGAAACCGUAUCAGUGCUUGGAAUGUGGAAAGAGCUUUCAUAAGAGGGGCCAUCUCACUUCCCAUCAAAGAAUUCAUACAAGUGAGGAAGUAUAUCAGUGCUUGGAAUGUGGGAUGUGCCUUACUACAAGAAGAGACUUCCUUCGGCAUCAGAAGAUUCACAGCGGGGAGAAACCAUAUCAGUGUGUGGAAUGUGGAAAGAGCUUUUCUAGGAAGGACGGUCUCACUUUCCAUCGAAGAAUUCAUACAGGGGAGAAACCAUAUCAGUGUGUGGAAUGUGGAAAGAGCUUCAGUCGGAAGAAUAGUCUCACUACCCAUCAGAGAAUUCACACAAGUAGAAACCAUUUCAAUGCCAAGAGUGCGGAAAGAGAGUCACCUUGAAACAAACUCUCACUUCCCACCAAAGAAUUCCAAUGACUGAGAAACCUGAACAGUGCUUGGAAUGUGGAAAGUGCUUCAACUGGAAGGAAAUAUUACUGCCCAUUAAAAACUUACAGCGGGGGAAAUCCUGGAAUUAUAGAAUAGUAGCUUUGGGAGGAAUAUUUAGGGUCAUCUAGUCUAAGCCAACUGCAAUGGAUCUUCUUGAUGUUUAGUCAGAAUCUCUUUGUUAUGUUCUUGUGGAGUUACAUGGUUCUUCACCUCCUUUUCAAUCAUAAGAAUAACUGUGAGGUAGGUUAGGCUCCCCAAGAUCACCCACUGAGCUUCAUAGCCAAGUAGGGAUUUGAACCCAGAUCUCCCAGGGUGUAGUCGAAUACUCUAGGCCAGGCACGUCCAACAGGUAGAUUGUGAUCUACCGGUAGAUCACUGGAUGUCUGUGGUAGAUCACUGCUAGAUCACUGGCACCCUAAAAAAAAGCUCACCCAAAAUUUUCCUCCUCCCUAAAAAAAGCUGAACAACUAUGACCUGAAGCCCUAAACAAAAAUGGGCCUUCCGCCCUCCUAAAAGAAGCUCAACAAGUUUGACCUAAACCCCAAAAAACAGGGCUUCCCUUCCUUUAAAAAAACUCAACAGCUUUACCUGAACCCCCCAAAAGGGGGUAGAUCACUCCCAGUUUUUAACUCUGUGAGUAGAUCACAGUCUCUUGGGAGUUGGUCACCCCUGCUCUAGGCAAUAUAUUACACUGGCUCUCCCAUGAGACUCUUAGAAAUUGUUCAUGCAUGUUUGUCUGCUUAAAUUUGGGUGCUUUAUUCUGGUGUUUGUAUUUAAAGCUGUAUGCUCCUCUGGCAAAGUAAUAAAUGUAAUAAUAGUAAGUCAACUUCUAUAUUAUAAUAGAUUUAAGGUAAUGUUAGCUGGGGGGAGGGGGAGUUUUAAAUUCUGGGGGUGAGUGAUGAUUGGCUAUGAGUUUGGAAGGGUGUUUAAGUAAGUACAGCAUCAACAUAACUAUCAGGCCUUUGGCUAAUUAAACUUUAUCCUUUUAAGUUUCUUUGUGGGAGGGAAAUAUUGGUGUGUUUCAUUUUAGUUUUUAUUAUGCAAUUGGUGUUUCUAUUUUGAAUGUUAAUGCUGGGGACUGCCCUGAUAUCUUCUAAUGAAGGCCGUAUAUGAAUUUAAUAAAUGAAAAAUAAGGUAAUCAUAAAUCAUAAAGGAAAAUUUAAAAAUACUCUGGGGUGGCAGCUGGAAUGAAGGGGCUCUUUGGUGGAAGACCCAGUCAAGACCCAGCUCACAGCUCUGCCUCUUGAAUACUCUGGGAAGGAUCCCCAUAGCUCAGGGCCUGAGGGUACCUGCUUGGCAUGCAGAAGGGCCCCAUCUCUGCCCUGGCAGCAUCUCCGAGAAGGUCUGAGACCAUCCCCUGCCCAAAGAGACCUCCUGCCAGAGAGUCUGGCCCAAACUGGGGGGGGGGCUCCCCAAGGUUGCUGGGCUGCAGCUCCCAUCAUCCUUCGCCAUUGGCCAAGUGAGCUGGGGCUGGUGGGAGUUGUAGUCCAGCCACACCUGGAGGUUUGCCAAGGGUGGUGCAGACAGCGUGGAGCGGCUUGGGUCAGGGGAAGGGCCACUGUAGCUCAGGAGCAGGACACCUGUUUGGCAUGCAGAAGGGCCCAGGCUCCAUCCCCCCGGCAGCAUCUCUGGGUCAAGUGGGAACAAUCCCUGUCUUGAACCCUGGAGGGUCAAGGCUGCCAGUCAGGGCAGGGAACCUGGAGCAGCUGGAGGGACCCCCCCCAGGGUCUGUCCUGGCAGGAGGCAACAGCUUCUUCCUGCCCCCCAUCCGAGGGAGCAGGGGCCAUUCACCCUGCUGGAGGUGGGCAUGCAGAGGGGCCCUCUGUCCCCUGGGGACCAGGGCCAGAUCAAAGCCAGUGGAGGCCCCAUGGCCGUCGAAAUCUCUGGGUCGCCUCACAUAUGAUCUCUGAAUCCCUUUUUGAUUUUACCAACCAGCAAUUGCAACAAACCCAAUCAAUGGGGCCCCUCAAAGACGCAGGUCCAGAGUCUGGUCCCAGCUGUGCCUCUUUGGCCCUCCUGUUUGCCGAGUCAAACUUAUUGAUGGCAAGCCUGCAAUGAAUAAAUUUUCUACUUUCUUUUCCUCCGCAUCUCUGAGUCCUGAUUUCCUCCAAGCUGCCUGACCUUUGUAUGCCCAAGGGUUUUUCACAGAAGGGUGGUGGGAAUGGGUGAUUGGCUGAUAGGUGUGGCAAACCUGUUGACUGUUAAGGACUGCAAUUGGUCUUACAGAAAAAGCAAGGGGUGAGAU